AUGGAAGAGUCCUCGUCCGGCCUGCCCGACUCCAGCAGCACCCUGGAUGGGACUCCCCCACUCGUGGCGGUGAAGGAUGCCAAGGCUCUCUUGGAGGAGAGCGAUGGCUCCGGGGCCCCCCUCAAAGAUGACGACUCCCUGCUCAACCCCGGAACCCACAGCAGCAUCCUGGAUGAGCCCAGCUCGCUGGACCUGGCCUCAGAGGCAGGAAGGAGUAAGUCCAGUGGCCUGUGCUUCAGCGACGGCAAGUGCCGAAUCGACUACGUGCUGGUGUACAAGAAGUCCAGUCUGCAGACGGAGAAGAGGGACGUGUUCGAGAGAAACAUCCGCGCCGAGGGCCUACAGAUGGAGAAGGAGUCUUCCAUCACCAACAGCGAUGUGAUCUUCGUCAAGCUGCACGCCCCGUGGGAAGUCCUGUGUCGCUAUGCGGAGAUCAUGAACAUCCGCAUGCCCUUCAGGAGGAAAUUUUACUACUUGCAUCGGCGCUACAGGUUCAUGACCAGGCUGGAGAAGAAGAUGAGCAAGUUCCGUGGAUGGCUACCUCGCAAGCCCAUGAAGUUUGACGAGUCCCUCCCUGACCUGGAGGAGAACGAGAGCUUCACUGCCCCCUUCAGCCGUCAGCGGAUACACCAUUUCAUCAUCCACAACAAAGACACAUUUUUCAGCAACGCCACAAGGACACGAAUCGUCCACCACAUCCUCCAAAGAGUCAAAUACGAAGAGGGCAAAAAUAAAAUAGGCUUAAACCGGCUUCUGAGCAAUAAUUCCUAUGAGGCUGCUUUUCCCCUGCAUGAGGGGAGCUACAGAAGCAAGAACUCGAUCCGGACUCACGGAGCGGACAACCAGCGCCACCUGCUGUACGAAUGCUGGGCCUGGUGGGGCGUCUGGUACAAGUACCAACCGCUCGACCUCGUCAGACGAUACUUCGGGGAGAAGAUCGGCCUCUACUUCGCCUGGCUGGGCUGGUACACAGGGAUGCUGUUCCCAGCUGCUGUCGUAGGGCUCGGGGUCUUCCUCUACGGGGUGUUCACCCUGGAGCACUGCCAGGUUAGUAAAGAGGUCUGCCAGGCCACUGACAUCAUCAUGUGUCCCCUCUGUGACCACUACUGCCCGUACAUGAGACUCUCAGACAGCUGUAUAUAUGCCAAGGUCACCCAUCUUUUCGAUAAUGGAGCGACUGUUUUCUUCGCUGUAUUCAUGGCAGUGUGGGCAACAGUGUUUCUAGAGUUCUGGAAGAGGAGACGUGCAGUUCUGGCCUAUGAUUGGGACCUCAUAGACUGGGAGGAGGAAGAGGAAGACGUCCGGCCUCAGUUUGAGGCCAAGUACUCCAAGAAGGAGCGGAUGAACCCGAUAUCAGGGAAGCCGGAGCCGUACCAGGCAUUCACAGACAAGUACAGCAGACUCAUAGUGUCAGCAUCAGGGAUCUUUUUCAUGAUCCUGGUGGUGAUCGCUGCUGUCUUUGGUAUUGUGAUUUACCGCGUGGUGACGGUCAGCACGUUUGCUGCCUUUGACUGGGCCCUCAUCAGGAACAACUCUCAGGUGGCCACCACCGGAACUGCAGUCUUCAUCAACUUCUGUAUCAUCAUGCUACUGAACGUGUUGUAUGAAAAAGUUGCACUUCUGCUUACAAACUUAGAGCAGCCGAGAACAGAAUCGGAAUGGGAGAACAGUUUCACCUUAAAGAUGUUCCUUUUCCAGUUUGUCAAUCUGAACAGCUCUACCUUUUACAUAGCAUUCUUUCUUGGAAGGUUCACCGGUCGCCCGGGUGCCUACAUUCGCCUGAUCAACCGCUGGAAGCUGGAGGAGUGCCAUCCAAGUGGCUGUCUUAUAGACCUGUUCAUGCAGAUGGGAAUCAUUAUGGUGCUCAAGCAAACUUGGAACAACUUCAUGGAGCUGGGAUAUCCACUGAUCCAGAACUGGUGGACGCAGCGACGCCUUAGAAAAGAGUUUGGCCAGAAGACUAUGGACGCCUUUCCCCAGUGGGAGAAGGACUACAACCUCCAGCCUAUGAACACCUAUGGCCUGUUUGAUGAAUACCUGGAGAUGAUCUUGCAGUUUGGCUUCACCACCAUCUUUGUGGCUGCCUUCCCCUUGGCCCCUCUCCUGGCCCUCCUCAACAACAUCAUCGAGAUCCGCCUGGACGCGUUCAAGUUCGUCACGCAGUGGCGCCGACCGUUGCCCUCCCAAGCCAAAGACAUCGGAAUCUGGUACGGCAUUUUGGAGGGUAUCGGCAUUCUCUCUGUCAUCAGCAAUGCUUUUGUCAUUGCGAUUACCUCAGACUUCAUCCCCCGGCUGGUUUAUGCCUACAAAUAUGGCCCUUGUGCUGGGCAGGGCCGCGCCGGGGAGAGGUGUAUGAUGGGCUACGUUAAUGCCAGUCUCUCAAUAUUCCGGGUAUCCGAUUUUGAGAGCAAGUCCCAACCACGAACAAAUGGAUCAGAACUGUUCGGGGACCCUGUGCGGUAUUGCAGGUACCGUGACUACAGAGAAGAUCCCAACUCUGAAGAGCCAUAUUCUUACACACUGCAGUUCUGGCAUGUCUUGGCUGCCCGCCUGGCUUUCAUCAUUGUAUUUGAGCACAUGGUUUUCACCAUCAAGAACCUCAUUGCUUACCUGAUCCCAGACCUGCCAAAAGACUUGCGUGACCGCAUGCGCAGGGAAAAGUAUCUAAUCCAGGAGAUCAUGUACGAGGCCGAGCUGGAGAGACUACAAAAGGAGAAAAAUGAGAAGAAGAAGAAGAAGAACGAUAGAGUUCACCACAAUGAAUGGCCAUGAGUACGUGCAAAACAGCCUAGGUAUGAGCCAUCCGGUUAUGACUGACAGGUAAAAGUGGAUCAGGAAUCUUUGUGUGAGGACUGAUCCAGUAAAGCAUUGGCACAACAGGGGAACUCCCUCUCCCGUAUAUUUUAAUGCUAAAAUACUCCACUGGUUUCGGGACAGUAUGGAUGACGGUGACAUUUGCUUGGUUUUCAUAACUCAAAUCUUAAGAGGUUCAUGUCUAACUGUACUUUUCAUUUGAUUGUCUGUUUUGUAAUACAUGGCCUUGUUGCCAUCUUAUUGCAUGUGGUCACAUGAGGGAAGAACAAGGACAUGAACUGAACUCAACCGCAAGGGCCAGGAGCAUCAGGAAGUGGAUUUCGUAAUGACUCAAAAGGUGUCAUUUUCCUCUGGUGCGUUACUGAAAUGGUUGAUGGUGGAACAGCUUCCUCAAAUGUAUACCUGCUUCCCCAUGACGUCGCACAGUCUUUCCUAUUUUGGGACAUGCCAGUAUUUUUUUUCAGACAAUGAAUGUAAAUAUAUGAUGAAGAAUUACUCUUGUUACAAAAGAAAAUGUUCUCUCUUCCAUUGUGAGUUGAGUAACAGAUUGUUUACAAUUCCUCUUGUAUCUAUUCCUCAAGAAUUUAGGACAAAAUGCUUUCAAAUGGAGAACCACUUAGGUGAAUGUAUAUAGUAGAAAGAAAAAUUCACUAGAAACAAUAUCUACAGUGCUUUGCUGAUUUAGUUUAAGAAAAGCUCUUAUAACUAGUUUCCAUAGCAAGUUCAGACAAACUGUUGAUAGGAGAUAAGCAGUAGCCUACAAUAAAGCUUU
Messenger RNA from Sardina pilchardus (European sardine), 3586 nucleotides. Its product is annotated as anoctamin-4-like. The record is from RefSeq and is a predicted model, not a curated record. NCBI's taxonomy places the organism in Eukaryota, Metazoa, Chordata, Actinopteri, Clupeiformes, Clupeidae. Gene Ontology annotation, molecular function: protein dimerization activity; intracellularly calcium-gated chloride channel activity. Gene Ontology annotation, cellular component: plasma membrane. The transcript has 25 exons. The coding region runs from base 1 to 2772 and encodes 923 amino acids. Gene Ontology annotation, biological process: chloride transmembrane transport.